CUCACAGUAACGUGCGCGCACAUCAUGUGCAGUGCAGGCUCAUCAACAAUACCAAUAUUAGAGUCGAACUCGAUACAUGUCAUCGUCUCAGGCAUUCAUUUAGAUCUGUAAGUCUAGCUAGCUUAAUCUUAUUGAGCAGAAAGAGAGGCAGUGAGUGAGAUUGUUAUCGAAUGGAAAAACCCUCCUGGGUUCCUACUUUGGUGGCUCAGGCAUGUUUGUGCUUUAGUCUGUACCUUGCUUUUCAACUGGGUCAGCCUCAGAAGCCUAUGUACCAUGGUACAAGUGGGACGACGAGACCCCUUGAUCUUUACUUUAUCAGCGUUGGAGGGGGCUUCAGACCUCUCAAUCAACAGACCCAUCUUCUCAAACAGAUGGAGAAGGUGGUAAAGAAGUACAAGGCAAAGUUCGUGGUGGACAUUAGUGAUCUUGGGAAAGAUGAUCCGCUCAUGCAGAAUGGUACCCUGCUUUUCUCAUCACUGAAACUUCCCUGGUACACCACUAGAGUUUCAGAAAGACAUGGAGGAGGUUACUUCCAAAAGAAGAUCAAUUUACCUUACGAGAAAACCUUAGAUGUUAUUGUGGUGGAUACUGGAUUGUUACAGGGCACCAGAUCAUUAGGUGGGUUCGGAAACAAUCAGUUACAUUGGCUGAAAGGGACACUAGAAGCAACCAGUAGUAACUGGCGCAUAGUCGUUGGAUUCCACCCAUUGGCUAUUUGUGAAGAUGGUGAGGGGGGAAUGGGAGCAAAGAAAGUUUUUGAGCCUCUACAACUUAUUUUUAUGAAAUUUGAAGUGAAUGCAUACUUAAGUGCGCAGGGUUGCGCUAGCAGUGUCCGACGACGCAGCCUGAGCUACCUUGGGAACCCGGGCCAAAUGGAGGAUGGGUUUCUUCUUCAUAGAGUCAGCACACUAGAGAUUGUAACCUACUUUGUUAGCUCAGGUGGGGAAGUUGUGCAUAAAUCUGUACUCCAUCAGAGGGGUAAGGAGAUCAUGUAAAUUGUGUUCAAGAGGACCAAGCUCUACCCGUUCUUUUAAGCCAUGGACAAACUACCACCACUCUUUUAACAAUUUGUCUCCCAGAUUUAUUCUGUGUGUAAAAGUAAAAGCUAAAACCUUCAUCUUUUUGACAAUAGGAAUUAGAUAAUUCGUUCACAUAUGUUGCUUUUACCUGCUUCAAGUGUGUUAAGAGCCUAUGGGUAGAACUUGCCCCUAAAAAUCAGCUUGUAAUGGAAGGGUGGCUUAUGAAUUACACUUUUGUCCUUCUCACAGGCAAUUGUGUG
This is a messenger RNA of Prunus mume (Japanese apricot), 1279 nucleotides long. RefSeq names its product Calcineurin-like metallo-phosphoesterase superfamily protein. The record is from RefSeq and is a predicted model, not a curated record. NCBI's taxonomy places the organism in Eukaryota, Viridiplantae, Streptophyta, Magnoliopsida, Rosales, Rosaceae.